AUGUUCUCCAUCCAGGACAGCCUCCCCCGGGGGGGCCUGACCAUGAAGGAGGAGCCGCUCCCCACCGGCAUGACCCCGGUCCGCUCCUGGAUGCAGGGCGCAGGGAUUUUGGACGCCAACACAGCGGCCCAGAGUGGAGUGGGUUUAGCCCGGGCCCACUUUGAGAAGCAGCCUCCGUCCAACCUGAGGAAGUCCAACUUCUUCCACUUUGUGCUGGCGCUGUACGACCGACAGGGUCAGCCGGUCGAGAUCGAGAGGACUUCCUACGUAGACUUUGUGGAGAAAGACAAGGAGUACAACGGGGAGAAGACUAACAAUGGAAUCCACUACAGGCUACAGCUCCUCUACAGCAACGGCAUCAGGACAGAACAGGAUCUUUAUGUUCGGCUGAUAGACUCCAUGACCAAGCAGCCCAUCCUGUACGAAGGUCAGGACAAGAACCCGGAGAUGUGCCGCGUCCUCCUCACCCACGAGAUCAUGUGCAGCCGGUGUUGUGACAAGAAGAGCUGCGGAAAUCGCAACGAGACGCCCUCCGACCCCGUCAUCAUCGACAGAUUCUUCCUGAAGUUCUUCCUCAAGUGCAAUCAGAACUGUUUGAAAAAUGCAGGAAAUCCUCGAGACAUGAGGAGGUUUCAGGUGGUGGUUUCCACUACAGUCAACGUGGACGGUCACGUGCUGGCCGUGUCAGACAACAUGUUCGUCCACAACAACUCCAAACAUGGCCGCCGUGCCCGACGCCUGGACCCCUCUGAAGCAGCCACGCCCUGCAUCAAAGCCAUCAGUCCGAGCGAGGGCUGGACGACCGGCGGAGCCACCGUCAUCCUCAUCGGGGACAACUUCUUCGACGGCCUGCAGGUCGUCUUCGGCACCAUGCUGGUCUGGAGCGAGCUGAUCACCCCUCAUGCCAUCCGGGUCCAGACUCCCCCUCGUCACAUCCCCGGUGUGGUGGAGGUCACGCUGUCCUACAAGUCCAAACAAUUCUGCAAAGGAGCGCCGGGACGCUUCGUCUACACCGCCUUGAACGAGCCGACCAUCGACUACGGCUUCCAGAGGCUACAGAAGGUCAUCCCUCGCCACCCCGGGGACCCCGAGAGGUUACCUAAGGAGGUGCUGUUGAAGCGAGCGGCUGACCUGGUCGAGGCUCUGUACGGGAUGCCACACAACAACCAGGAGAUCAUCCUAAAGCGAGCGGCCGACCUCACCGAGGCUCUCUACAGCGUUCCUCGCAGUCACAACCAGCUGCCGUCUCUCACCGGCUCGGCCGCUCACUCAGGGAUGAUGGGAGUGAACUCGUUCAGCAGUCAGCUCGCCGUCAACAUCUCCGAGGCCUCGCAGGCCGACCAGGGUUACUCCCGUAACUCGAACAGCGUGUCUCCGCGCGGCUACGUGCCGAGCUCCACGCCUCAGCAGUCCAAUUACAACACCAUCACAUCCACCAUGAACGGAUACGGAGCGGCGGGGAUGACCAACCUGGGCGUACCAGGAUCCCCCAGCUUCCUCAACGGCUCCACGGCCAACUCUGCUUACGCAAUCAAACAGAAGAGCGCCUUCGCCCCUGUUGUGCGGCCACAGACCUCCCCGCCCCCCACCUGCACCACCACCAAUGGCAGCAACCUCCAGGGUGAGCAUCCCACCCCCCCUCCCGCCUGUCAGCACCCCCGUCCUCUGCUGUCCUCGUCCAUGUCCCUUCUGGACACACAGACGUCACUCCAGCGUCACUCCAUGGCAGGUCUCAUCGUCCCCCCCAUGUGA
Molecule: messenger RNA, 1752 nt
Organism: Xiphias gladius (swordfish)
Lineage: Eukaryota; Metazoa; Chordata; Actinopteri; Istiophoriformes; Xiphiidae
Product: transcription factor COE3-like
Exons: 16
Coding region: 1-1752 (583 amino acids)
Biological process (GO): regulation of transcription by RNA polymerase II
Molecular function (GO): RNA polymerase II cis-regulatory region sequence-specific DNA binding; DNA-binding transcription factor activity, RNA polymerase II-specific
Source: RefSeq, a predicted model, not a curated record